Messenger RNA from Cajanus cajan (pigeon pea), 1194 nucleotides. RefSeq lists its product as uncharacterized. The record is from RefSeq and is a predicted model, not a curated record. NCBI's taxonomy places the organism in Eukaryota, Viridiplantae, Streptophyta, Magnoliopsida, Fabales, Fabaceae.
UCUAACUCUAACUCAUUACACAUUUCGUUCACUCUUCAAUAUUCAAGCUAUGGUCUCCUUUCACAAAGCGCUCGCCCAAACCCCAAUAACUCAAGUUCCUGCACAAUUUGAAUCUCCACCAAGGAAGAGAAAGUUGGAAGAGGAGACACUCACUGAAGAAUUCUUCAAGCAUGAUCCAACGGAUGCAGAGAAGAGAAAAUCCAUCUUUGAUAUAGAGCUGCACCUCGAGACACCAUUACCUUCACAUAAAUUGCAACAAUACCUCACUAUUCAGUCAGGGCAGAUACACUUGUGCAACACGAUGAUGAACUUGAAAACACCAUACUCAGAGAGAAACCCUGAUACUGAAGCACCAUCUCUUGGUCAAAUGAGCCUGGACCUUGAGCUGAACUUGACGUGUGAGUCACUGAAGAAAAACGAAGGCAGUUAUGACAUGAAGGAGAAGAAGAAGCAUGGUCUGUUGAUUGAAUCGAGCAAUUGUGAAAAGGAUGAUUCGUGUGUUUUAACAAGACCUCCAUCGUGGCUAUCAUCAGAGGGAGAUCACAAAGAGAUGAUUGCAACGGUUUGUAUGAGGUGUCACAUGUUGGUAAUGCUGUGCAAGUCAUCUCCUGCUUGUCCUAACUGCAAAUUCAUGCAUCCACCGGAUCAGAACCCUUCAAAGUUCUUGAAGAGAAAGAAGGUGCAGCCUCUGUUGUGUUAAUUAAUGAGAAAAUUGAAGACAUGGGUUUGAUUGAAAAUUAUCUGCUUUAUGUAGCAUGGCAUGGCCCAAGCUUGUAUUAUCUUUUAAUUCCCCCUUGAAUAUAUGGUCCAGGUUUCUUUACAGUUUAGCUAUGUGUUAAAAUCAAGGAGUGGACGAGUGGUAUUUAACCUAUAGACCUCUACGUAGUGGUAAAUUUAACUGUUAGGAUGUGUAAUGGGUGACUGAUAAGAAACUAACCUAAACCUAGUGUAUCAUAAUCAUAUCUAUGUACAAAUAAGAGUACGUGUCCUUGAUCUUCCUAAAUUUAUGUAUUCUGUUAUAAAUAUAAUAGUAGGAUUUAGCUAGGUAGGUUCUUUAAGGAUUUGAGAUUAAGCAAGACCAUUUUUGUCUGAAGGGCACUUAGCUCUCCCAAACAGCAUGGUUCUUCAAGUUGUAACAAACGUUUCUAUGUAUUUUCAUUUUCUUUUCCAGUAACGAGAGUGGAUUUUUCUACA